AUGGGAAAGCCAAAGGUUCUCACUGUCCUGUCCUCCCACGCAACCGGAUGGUACUUGCCCGAAUUUGCACACCCUUACGAAGUCUUGGCUCCCGAGACUGAGCUGGUCACCGUGUCACCAAAAGGUGGAGCAACCAUCGUUGAUCCAACCUCCAUCCAGUUGUACAAGGACGACGCAUACAGUAUUGAGUUCCUCAACACCAAGCAAAAGACCUGGACCGAGACCGAAAAGCUAGAGAAAUAUGUUGGCAGAGCCAAGGAAUUCGCUGCUAUCCUCUACGUCGGUGGCUUCGGACCCAUGUGGGACAUUGCCGAAGAUGCCACUUCCAUCAAACUCAUUCGCGAGUUUUAUGAUUCCGGUCUCAUCGUAGCGACUGUCUGCCACGGUUCCAUCGCCCUUGCGCACGUCAAGCUCGAUGAUGGUUCUUAUCUCAUUGAUGGAGAAAAGGUCACCGGAUUCAGUAACGAGGAGGUUGCGUCAUUCAACAGCAACUUCGAAGAGAUUCCGGUGCCAUACCAUUUGGAAGAUGCCCUUGAAAAGUCAAGCGGUGGGAACUAUGAGAAGGCUGGCGCCCCAUGGGAGUCAAAGGUUAUUGUUAGCUCCACCAAGAAGCUGAUCACUGGAGAGAACCCAGCGAGUGCCAAGCCGCUUGCAGUUGAGUUGUUGAAGAUGAUCAAGGCGUCUGCUUGA
Lachnellula hyalina is the source of this 690-nucleotide messenger RNA. Its product is annotated as putative glutathione-independent glyoxalase. The coding region runs from base 1 to 690 and encodes 229 amino acids. The transcript has 3 exons. Gene Ontology annotation, molecular function: glyoxalase III activity. The record is from RefSeq and is a predicted model, not a curated record. NCBI's taxonomy places the organism in Eukaryota, Fungi, Ascomycota, Leotiomycetes, Helotiales, Lachnaceae.